AUGGUGUCCCAACGAGAUCGUGAGAUUCUGCGCGACGAUUUACGUGCUCGCGGUACAAAACUCAGCGUAGCAGAACGCGAAGCCUUGCUCAAGAACUAUCUCCCAGACCCUGCCGAGCUAGGUCAGAAACCAGAAUCGACUGUCAGCGAGCGUAAGACACCGCGCAAAACGCCCAUUCGCACAUUUCUCAAGUCGCAAACCCACUAUCUCACCUAUGCAUUGACUCAUAUCAUCUUCGGUAUUGUCGUGCGUCUUCUGCAGGCGUACCAUGCCGUUGUCGAUCGCAUUUUCGCAAUCGUCUAUCACCACCACCGUACACCGGAGCUGAUUCGGAAAGAUGUGAAGAAUCUCAAACGCUUACCGCAGCAUCUGAGUACAAUUCUCACCUUGCGGAAGGAAGAUGAUUCUCUCGCGGUCUUGAUGGAUGAGGUUGCUGAAUUGGCAGCCUGGAGUUCGUGCUCGGGAAUUCCGCAGCUCAGUAUAUACGAGAAGUCUGGCGUCCUUAAAUCCUGCAUUCCAGCUCUCCAUCAAAUAAUCACCACCAAACUCGCCUCCUACUACGGCACCCAUAGUCACCAACCAAACCUCCAACUCUACGCCCCUCACCAUCCAGUCCACCGCAGUACACCCAUCACAACAAACCCGACCCUGACAAUCCUACUUCUUUCCUCAACGGACGGCCGUGAGACCCUCGUCGACCUAACUAAGACCCUAGCAGAGAUGAGCCAGAAUGGCAGGCUCUCACCGGAAGAUAUCACGCCGGAACUGGUUGACGCGGAGAUCAGUGAAAUCACGACACAGCCACUGUCUAUGGAUCCCACGUUGUCAAAUACGGUUCUCAAACCGGAGCCAGAUCUGUUGCUUGUUUUUGGACCGUUCCUUAAGCUUGAUGGGUAUCCACCGUGGCAGCUGAGGCUGACGGAGAUGUAUUGUACUGGUGGGCGCAGUCAUGGACUUAGUGGAGAUGGAGAGGCGGUCGAGUAUCAGGGCUAUAUGCGUGGCCUUUGGCACUUUGCUGGGGCGCAGAUGAGGUUCGGUAGGUAG
Penicillium griseofulvum is the source of this 1044-nucleotide messenger RNA. Its product is annotated as ditrans,polycis-polyprenyl diphosphate synthase. The record is from RefSeq and is a predicted model, not a curated record. Lineage: Eukaryota; Fungi; Ascomycota; Eurotiomycetes; Eurotiales; Aspergillaceae. Bases 1 to 1044 code for a protein of 347 amino acids. Gene Ontology annotation, cellular component: dehydrodolichyl diphosphate synthase complex; endoplasmic reticulum membrane. The transcript has 2 exons. Gene Ontology annotation, molecular function: ditrans,polycis-polyprenyl diphosphate synthase [(2E,6E)-farnesyl diphosphate specific] activity.